Messenger RNA from Paramecium sonneborni, 1221 nucleotides. NCBI's taxonomy places the organism in Eukaryota, Ciliophora, Oligohymenophorea, Peniculida, Parameciidae. The record is from the annotation of a GenBank genome assembly.
AUGUUAUAAAGUCCUAAUGAGAAGUUAUAAUAAAAAGUGUCAUCCUAUAAGGAAAAGAUAAGAACUUAAUUGAAGAAAAAAAUAAUAAUCAUGAAAGAAUAAUAAAAAUUAAGACAUUCAAAUAGUGAUUGUAAUUGAUAUACUUAUUUUCGAAUAGUAUAAUUAGACACACCAUAUUCAUAGUAAUCAAAAAUUGCUGCUGAUUUUUCAGAUAAUUAUGAAUUGGGUAAUAAAUUAGGAGAAGGAGCUCAUGCAAUUGUUCAUAAAGCUAUUAGAAAAAAUGAUAAUCAAGAAUUUGCUGUAAAAAUAUUUAGAUCAAGUGACCCUGAAAUAAUUGCAUCAAUAAGAAAAACUUAUUAGAUUGGAUCUAUACUUUAACAUCCAAAUUUAAUUAAAGUAAAAGAAUUAUACAUAAACUAAUAAAAUGGAUAUUCCUAUUAAAUUAUGGAAUUGUGUUAAUAUCCAAAUUUAGAAAGUUAGAUAAACAAAUUGAAUUUAAUGGAAAUUAAGAUAGUUAUACGGUAUAUUAAAAUAUGUAGUAAUAAUAGUGAAUUGUUGAAUGGCAUACUUUAUAUGCAUAAAUAAAAGGUUUGCCAUAGAGAUAUAAAACCUGAUAACAUUCUAUUUGAUGGUUUAAAUGUAAAAAUCUUAGACUUUGGAGUCAGUAAGAGAUUUUAUAUCAAAUAAUAAUAUAUUGAUAUGUGGACACCAACAGGUACAUAAUUUUAUUGUGCACCUGAAAUUUACACUAAAAUUAGUUAGACCUACAAAGUUGAUAUGUGGGCUGUUGGAGUAUAUAAUUAUUUAUCAUUAUAUUUUAAGGUUAUUCUCUAUUAAUUAUUAACUAAAUAAUUGCCAUUCCAAGAUGAAACUGCUCAUGGAACUAUUGAAUUAAUUUGCAAAGCAUAAUUUUAGGAUCAUCCUGCUUUAGAUAAAAUUACUAAAGAUCUGUUGAGUAGAUUGUUAUAAAUUGAUCCAAAAAAAAGACUCAAUGCAAAAGAAGCUUUACAACAUAUAUGGUUUCAAAAUAAAGAGAUAAGACAAUAAUGUAUGGAUGAUAUGAUUGUUCAUGAUGGCCUAGUUAAUAAUUCCUCUUUAAUUAUCUAACUUAGUUAAUCAUAAAACAGGAAUAUUUAUUAAAAUUAUCAUCCACAUACUAAAGUUGAAGCAUUUAAACCUACAAUACAUGUCAAACAAUCUUCAUUUAGAGAUUCAUCAUGA